This is a messenger RNA of Penicillium canariense, 1035 nucleotides long. Its product is annotated as NADPH:quinone oxidoreductase family protein. Gene Ontology annotation, cellular component: mitochondrion. Gene Ontology annotation, molecular function: zinc ion binding; oxidoreductase activity. Lineage: Eukaryota; Fungi; Ascomycota; Eurotiomycetes; Eurotiales; Aspergillaceae. The transcript is spliced from 2 exons. The record is from RefSeq and is a predicted model, not a curated record. The coding region runs from base 1 to 1035 and encodes 344 amino acids.
AUGCGCGCUGUCCAAGUCCGCGAAUAUGUCAAGGGCCCUCUCGAUCUCACAGUAACCGAAGUCCCAACCCCAACCCCCGCCGCCGACAAAUACCUGAUCGAAAUCCACUCCGCCGGCACCAACUUCUUCGACAUCCUCCAGAUCCAAGGCAAAUACCAGCACCAGCCACCCCUCCCCUGGAUCGGUGGCGCCGAGUUCGCAGGCACAAUCGCCGCCGUCCCAACGUCCGCGUCAUCCCCGCGCUUCCGCGUCGGCGACCGCGUCUUCGGCGCCACCCAGGGCUCCUACGCAACCCACGUCCUCGCCCCGGAGACGACGCUGCUGCCGGUGCCGAAGGGCUGGAGCUUCGAGGAUGCGGCGGGCCUCUUCGUCACCGCGCCGACCUCGUACGGAGGCCUGGUGCAGCGGGCCGGGGUGAAGGCCGGCGACUGGGUGCUUGUGCACGCGGCGGCGGGCGGCGUGGGUCUCGCGGCGGUGCAGAUUGCCAAGGCGAAGGGGGCGACUGUCAUUGCGACGGCGGGAACGCCGCGCAAGCGCGAGAUCGCGGCGGAGUUUGGUGCGGACUACGUCGUCGAUUAUACGGAUAAGGCGUGGCCGGAGCAGGUGAAGAAGCUGUGUGCGACGCACCGGACGGGUAAUGGCAAGGCCGGUGUGGAUAUCGUGUAUGACCCUGUCGGCAUGAUUGAGGCGAGUCUGAAGUGUGUUGCGUGGAACGCGCGGCUGCUGGUCAUUGGAUUUGCGGCGGGCAAGAUCGAGAAGGUUGCGCUGAACCGGGUGCUGCUGAAGAAUGUGAGUCUGGUGGGGCUGCACUGGGGACAGUAUGCCAAGUUUGAAACGGAAACGGUGGGUGAGGUGUGGAGGGGGAUCUUUGAGCUUGUGGCUCAGGGCAAGUUCCGGGGAACUGCGUUUAGAGAUGAGAGUUUCGUCGGGCUGGAGAGUGUGCCGAAGGCGUUGCAGGCGCUUGGUGGGCGGGAGACGUGGGGGAAGGUCGUGGUGAAUGUGACGGGGGAUGAGACGGCGAAGAGUAAGCUCUAG